Messenger RNA from Penicillium paradoxum, 330 nucleotides. RefSeq lists its product as uncharacterized. Lineage: Eukaryota; Fungi; Ascomycota; Eurotiomycetes; Eurotiales; Aspergillaceae. The transcript has a single exon. The record is from RefSeq and is a predicted model, not a curated record. The coding region runs from base 1 to 330 and encodes 109 amino acids.
AUGUCGUACAAUGUCUAUCGAGUCUCUUAUGCUGGCCUUCCCCGGGACCAUCACGCCAUUUUCGUCGAGAUGAAGAACGACCAGUCUGGUCAUUUGUUCCAGGUCACCGGUGACAUACAGAACGGAAUGAAACACAACGAUAAGCCUGCCAAAAAGCCCGAAGAGUCAGGGACCUACCAAAGCAAAGAAGUCAUUGGGAGGGUCGCCGCAGCUGAUUUUGCCCGCAUCCUACCGACUUGCGAGAGCAUCCCUCCGCCAAAAAAGCAAUUUGAAGGACCUCGAAGACUUUAUCCAAAGGAACCGCUUCGUCGCUGCCAGGAAUGGACCUAG